Molecule: messenger RNA, 1390 nt
Organism: Zophobas morio
Lineage: Eukaryota; Metazoa; Arthropoda; Insecta; Coleoptera; Tenebrionidae
Product: proton-coupled amino acid transporter-like protein CG1139
Exons: 8
Coding region: 46-1374 (442 amino acids)
Biological process (GO): amino acid transmembrane transport
Molecular function (GO): L-amino acid transmembrane transporter activity
Source: RefSeq, a predicted model, not a curated record
UAAAGCUAAAAGUAAAAUAUAUUAAAGAAAAAAAAGUAUUUUAUUAUGGCCGCAAGGCAGCAACCCGAACAGACUCUAACCGAGCAAGGAACAACAAGACCAUUUCUUAUUGUACAAGGUACCGAUGUAACUGGUCAGAAGCACCCAAACAAUUACUUUAUAACUAUUAUGCACUGUAUCAAAGGACUUAUUGGUACAGGAAUAUAUGCAAUGGGAUCAGCAUUCAGCAGCAGUGGCAUGUUGCUAGGACCCGUUUCAGCGGUUUUUGUUUGGUUCUUAAGUUUACAUUGCCAACACAUACUUAUCAAAGCUUGCGUCAAAAUAACUGACAAAGAACUAGUUGAAGUACUUCCUUCUUUUGCUGAAACAGUAGAGUAUACUAUGGAAGACAGUUCGUCCAAUUGGAUAAAGAAGCUCUCAAGGGGAUCUGGAAUAGUAACAGAUGUAUUUUUACUGAUUGCGCAAUAUGGAUACUGCGUCGUGUAUCUCGUUUUUGUUUCAAGACAUAUCGGAGAGAUUGCAGCGGCACAUGGCUGGGAACAAAAUUAUCGAGUUAUACUUGUUAUUGUGUUGAUACCUAUGUGGAUUUCAGCUUUAUUAGGGAAUUUAAAAUUACUGUUGCCAUUCUCAAUGAUUGCAAAUAUAGUCAUGUGGAUAGGUAUUGUAUGUAUACUUUAUUACUCGGUUCAAGAUCUCCCUGACAUCAGUGAGAGAGAUCUGGUAUCACACGCUGAACGUCUACCUGUCUUCUUUGGAAUAAUCUUAUUUGCAUUUGCUGGAAUAACCUUUAUAAUACCCGUACGAUCGGAAAUGAAAAAUCCAGAGUCUUUUACGAAGCUUUUUGGGGAACUUAACAUGGCAAUGUUUGUGGCACUAAUAUUCAGUGUACUGGUUGGUAUUUUAGCGUUUUGGAAAUGGGGAGAUGAUGUUGAAGGAAGUGCUUUUUUAAAUUUGCCUCAGGAGGACGUGCUAGCUCAAGUUACAAAGAUUUUGAUAUCAAUUAGUGUGAUGUUUACUUAUACACUGCACAUGUAUGUACCGUUUGAAAUUUUGUAUCCCAGAUUUAACAGAAGAUUUGGACCUUUUAAAUAUCCAGUGUUGGCAAUGUACCUUUAUCGAUCAGCUGCUGUUCUUAUGACUUAUGCCAUGGCGAACAUAUCUUCAAAUAUAGCACUUUUUAUCGCUUUGGUGGGAGCUGGAGCUGGAGCUGUACUUAAUUUACUAUUUCCAGCUCUUCUUGACCUAGCGAUGGGAUAUGGUGAACUAACUGUUGUCGUCAUUAUUAAGGAUGUGUUCAUCAUAAUUCUGGCUUUUGCUGGAGGUAUUACUGGAACUGUGUUAUCUAUAAUUGAUAUUAUUAAUGAAUUUGAAUAAAUGGACAUUUACGUUA